Eufriesea mexicana is the source of this 1601-nucleotide messenger RNA. It is a transcript of the gene Pgd, whose product is annotated as phosphogluconate dehydrogenase. The transcript is spliced from 5 exons. Gene Ontology annotation, biological process: pentose-phosphate shunt. The record is from RefSeq and is a predicted model, not a curated record. NCBI's taxonomy places the organism in Eukaryota, Metazoa, Arthropoda, Insecta, Hymenoptera, Apidae. Gene Ontology annotation, molecular function: NADP binding; phosphogluconate dehydrogenase (decarboxylating) activity. Bases 71 to 1519 code for a protein of 482 amino acids.
UGCUUCUUGAUAUUACGCUAAAAGGAACAAAUAAUAUAUUAUUACUAAAAACUCGAUCAAAAUUAUUAAAAUGAGUCAACCAGUUGCUGAUAUUGCCCUUAUUGGGUUGGCUGUAAUGGGUCAAAAUUUAAUUUUAAAUAUGAAUGAUCAUGGUUUUGUUGUAUGUGCUUACAACCGUACAACAGAUAAAGUUAAAUCUUUUUUGGAAAAUGAAGCUAAAGGGACAAAAGUCAUUGGUGCAUACUCAUUAAAAGAAAUGGUAAAUAAAUUGAAAUCACCAAGAAGAGUAAUGCUUUUGGUAAAAGCUGGUAGUGCUGUGGAUGCAUUUAUUGAACAAUUAGUGCCUUUAUUGUCUCCUGGAGAUAUUAUUAUUGAUGGUGGUAAUUCUGAAUACCAGGAUACCAAUAGACGAACUAAGGAAUUAGAAGAAAAAGGAAUUUUAUUUGUUGGUAGUGGUGUUAGUGGAGGUGAAGAUGGAGCUAGAUAUGGACCGUCUUUAAUGCCAGGUGGAAAUCCUAAGGCUUGGCCACAUAUUAAACAAAUCUUUCAGUCAAUUUGUGCAAAAGUCAAUGGAGAACCUUGUUGUGAUUGGGUUGGGAACACAGGUGCAGGACAUUUUGUAAAAAUGGUACACAAUGGUAUUGAAUAUGGUGAUAUGCAACUUAUUUGUGAAGCUUAUCAUAUUAUGCGAAAUGGUUUAAAACUUAAUCCAGAACAGAUGAGUAAUGUUUUUAAUGACUGGAACAAAGGAGAACUUGACUCAUUUUUAAUUGAAAUUACUAGAGAUAUACUUAAGUACAAGGAUGAAAAAGGAUAUUUAUUAGAGCGAAUUAGAGAUACAGCUGGACAAAAAGGAACUGGAAAAUGGACAGCUAUUGCAGCAUUAGAUUAUGGAGUACCUGUAACUUUAAUAGGAGAGUCAGUUUUUGCUAGGUGCCUUUCUGCUUUGCAGAGUGAAAGAAUAGAAGCAAGCUCAGUAUUGGAAGGUCCUAAUGCUACAUAUCAAGGUGAUAAAAAACAAUUUCUAGAGCAUUUGAGAAAAGCUCUCUAUGCCUCUAAAAUUAUUUCCUAUGCACAAGGAUUUAUGUUAUUAAGAGAAGCUGCAAAGCUUUAUAACUGGAAUUUAAAUUAUGGUGGUAUUGCUCUUAUGUGGAGAGGAGGAUGUAUUAUAAGAAGUGCCUUUUUGGGAAAUAUAAAAAUAGCAUUUGAAAAAAAUCCCAAACUUUCAAAUUUAUUACUAGAUAGUUUCUUUGCUAAAGCAAUGAAAGAAUGUCAAGCUAGUGCUAGAAUAGUAGUAUCUGCAGCUGUAACAUUAGGCAUACCAACACCAGCACUAUCAACUGCUUUAGCUUUUUAUGAUGGUUAUAGAACUGCUCAACUUCCAGCAAAUUUACUUCAAGCUCAGAGAGAUUACUUUGGAGCACAUACUUAUGAAUUACUUGGUCAAGAAGGAAAAUUUGUACACACAAAUUGGACUGGACAUGGUGGAAAUGUAUCUGCUUCUACAUAUGAUGUGUAGAAAUUGCUAAUACAAUUUUGUGGUGACAAAAUGUAUAUACAACUGAAGUUAAUAUUACAAUUGAAGUUAAUGUUAUUAAUGA